This is a messenger RNA of Carcharodon carcharias (great white shark), 11201 nucleotides long. Its product is annotated as CSC1-like protein 2. Gene Ontology annotation, cellular component: plasma membrane. NCBI's taxonomy places the organism in Eukaryota, Metazoa, Chordata, Chondrichthyes, Lamniformes, Lamnidae. The coding region runs from base 168 to 2744 and encodes 858 amino acids. The transcript is spliced from 26 exons. Gene Ontology annotation, molecular function: nucleic acid binding; calcium-activated cation channel activity. The record is from RefSeq and is a predicted model, not a curated record.
AAGCCCACGCACACAAUGUGUAUAUAUAAUUAAUUAUAACCGACUCUAAUAGAUCCGGGGUUUUUAGCAGCGAGUGAGGACGGAGGUCUUGGUUGCUAAGGACGGGGCUGCUGCUGCUGCUGCUGCUGCUGCUGUGGGUGUACAGGUAAAAUAAUGAAGAAAUAAAGAUGACUUCCAACUUUCAGACAACCAUCAGCAACGCUGUGACCACUAGCUCUAAUUCAACUAAGGAUUACUGCUACAGUGCUCGGAUAAGAAGUACUGUGUUGCAAGGCUUGCCCUUUGGUGGGGUUCCUACAGUCCUUGCAUUAGAUUUUAUGUGCUUUUUGGCAUUGCUGUUUGUAUUCUCCAUUUUACGAAAGGUAGCCUGGGAUUAUGGGCGUCUUGCACUGGUCUCAGAUGCUGACAGUGCCAUCUACCAAGCUUACUCAUCAGCAACUGCCCCUGCCCCCCCAAAUCACAGGCCCCAUCAUGCCAGAAAGAGACGUGGAAAACUUCGCACAGAAGAGCGGGAAUAUGUUGCUUCCGCUCUGCAUUCGGAGAACCAUGACCGAUAUGAACGUCUCACUUCGGUGUCAAGCUCAGUUGACUAUGAUCAGCGAGACAAUGGCUUUUGUUCAUGGUUGACAGCAAUCUUCAGAAUAAAGGAUGAAGAGAUCAGAGAAAAAUGUGGCGAGGAUGCCGUCCAUUACUUGUCCUUUCAGCGUCACAUCGUUGGACUGCUCGUUGUUAUUGGCGUUCUGUCUGUGGGCAUAGUGUUACCCGUAAACUUCUCGGGAGAUCUGCUUGAAAAUAAUGCUUACAGCUUUGGCCGGACAACUAUAGCAAACCUGAAUUCUGGGAAUGACCUGUUGUGGCUCCAUACGGCCUUUUCUUUCCUCUACCUACUUCUCACAGUCUAUAGCAUGAGGCGACAUACCUCAAAGAUGCACUACCGAGAAGAUGACUUGGUAAAACGCACUUUAUUCAUAACUGGAUUAUCAAAAUAUGCUGAACCAGAUAAAAUAAAGCAACACUUUCAAGAAGCUUACCCAGACUGCACUGUUUACGAAGCCCGACUCUGCUAUAAUGUGGCAAAGUUGAUGCGUCUUGAUGCAAACAGACGAAAAGCUGAGCGUAGUCGGACCUACUAUUCUAAAGAAGAAACACCAGUUAUGAUAAAUCCCAAACCCUGUGGUCAGCUGUGCUGUUGUGUUGUUAAAGGCUGUGAAGAGGAAAAUGCAGUGGAAUAUUAUACUAAAUUAGAACAAAAGCUGAAGGAGGACUAUGUGAAAGAAAAGGAAAAGGUGUAUGAGAAACCACUUGGUAUGGCUUUUGUAACUUUCGACAAUGAAGAAGCAGCAGCUCGAAUUCUCAGAGACUUCAAUGCCUGUAAGUUUCAGGGCUGUAUAUUCAGUGGAGAGCCUCAGAGAUCUUCAAACAGCGAGUUCCUCCAUGCUUCAAACUGGAGUGUGAGCUAUGCGCCUGAUCCCCACAAUAUUUACUGGGAGCACUUGUCAUUGAGAGGGAUUUCGUGGUGGCUCCGCUGCCUCAUCAUCAACUGUAUCCUUUUUAUUCUACUUUUCUUCUUGACCACUCCUGCUAUUAUUAUUACAACAAUGGACAAGUUCAAUGUUACAAAGCCUGUUGAAUAUUUAAAUAAUCCCAUCAUAACACAGUUUUUCCCAACACUCCUGCUGUGGUGUUUCUCUGCGCUUCUCCCAACCAUAGUUUACUACUCAGGAUUUUUUGAAGCACAUUGGACAAGAUCGGGGGAAAAUCGAACCACGAUGCACAAAUGCUACACCUUCCUUAUAUUCAUGGUCUUAAUUCUGCCAUCUCUGGGUCUCAGCAGUCUGGACCUGUUUUUUCGUUGGCUGUUUGACAAAAAGUUUCUGGAAGAAGCCACUGUUCGAUUUGAGUGCGUCUUUCUCCCUGAUAACGGUGCUUUCUUUGUGAACUACGUGAUUGCUUCUGCGUUCAUCGGGAAUGCCAUGGAUCUUCUGCGCAUUCCAGGCUUGCUAAUGUACAUGAUUCGCCUCUCUUUAGCCAAGUCAGCAGCGGAGAGGAAAAACGUCAAACGUCAUCAAGCGUACGAGUUUCAGUUUGGAGCUGCCUAUGGGUGGAUGAUGUGCGUCUUCACUGUCGUCAUGACCUACAGCAUUACAUGUCCCAUUAUAGUCCCAUUUGGUUUAAUGUACAUGCUAUUGAAGCACUUGGUGGAUCGCUACAACCUGUACUACGCCUAUCUGCCUGCCAAACUUGAUAAGAAGAUCCACUCAGGAGCAGUAAAUCAGGUGGUGGCAGCUCCCAUCCUGUGCCUGUUAUGCCUGCUUUUCUUCUCUACUGUAAGAACUGGAUUCUUAGCUGCUACAUCCAUGUUUACAUUUGUUGUGCUUGUGGUCACUAUCGUUAUCUGCCUGUCUCACGUCUGUUUUGGCCACUUCAAAUACCUCAGUGCUCAUAACUAUAAGCAACCCUCCACUCCAGCAGAUACUAAAAAUACGGAGGACGAAUCCUGUUACAGGACACUGAUUGAUCGCAGUGAAGUGGAUGGUGCUGUUGAAACAAACGGACAACGGGAAAGCACUUCAUCCCCACCAAAGGUUACCAGGUACAUCGCCCAGGUAUUGCAGGAUCCUCAGUCUGAGCCCACAGGAGAUGAAGACGAGCCGACGUCGCAGAAGGACACCAGGGAAGUGAUUAAUGAGGGACAGUUCCAGUCCUGCGAAGACAGUCUCAUUGAAAAUGAGGUUCACCAUUAGUGGAAUUUGGCGAAGAAUUUUUUUAAAAAUAUGAUUCAGACUGCACAGUUUAGGACCUGGGAACUAUGGCACCACUGGUUCAUUGAAACCCUGGAUUGUAAUUACUAACCCAUGGUACUGUGUAGCCUAUACCAGUACGAUGCAAUUUGCUAAAUUUUUCCUGUAUUGUUUUGUCGACGUGAGGAGCACGGCGCAAGUGGACGGGGGUUGUAGAGAAAAUAGCUACGUAUUUUUACCUGCCCGAGUAUAAACAUUCAGCCAUCAUAUACAUUUAUAUUAGUGGUGGGAAAUUUGGCUGCAUCUGUAACAUUAGUCCUAGGUAAACCUUCUACUGGCCUGCCACCAGAGUAGGGAAUGAGCAAGUGAACCUGAUUACAUAACCACACAUGGGAGAGGGAUGGGUGUGAGAGAGAAGGAAUGAUUUUUGAUAUGCUUUAUCCUGUGAGGUGAAAGAGAAUCAGUGUUACAGAAUCCCUGGUGAAAUUAAUCCUUUUCCAAUUCAAAUUAUGUAAACAACUAAGGAUGGUAAAAUUGGUUGUACGGUUGGAAUAUUUCUAAGUAUACAGUUUAAUUUAAAACCUUGUAAAGGGAUCAGUAAAGGUGAUCAAACAGGACCAAUUUAAAUGUGUCCUUGGUGCCAGGUGUCAUCUAUGUGACUUGUUGGUUAUGGAGGAGGAGGCGGCCUAUAGAAAUCCUGCAUUUCCCCCCAGGCUGAGAUCUUCACUUUCUGCAACGCCAAAUUACUCUGGCCAUUUUCUGACUUUUUUUAUUUAAAGAGCACUUGCAUGCAAGUGCAGUUACAAUAUAUAUUUAAAAGAAUGUAAAGUUUUAUGCAUACAGAGUGCAGAAAGUAAUGGACAAAAAAAAAAUCAUUAGUGAAUUGUUGAGUCAGUGGGUUGCUAUGUAGUUCAAACAAUUGUUGGGAGCUGUUGAAAUGAGCAGGAGAAUGCUCUGGCAUUUAAAAUGAGCAGGGGAGUGCUCUAGCAAUCCCAUGCUGAAAUUGCAAACUUCCUGAUGUGUUUGUACUUCAGUCAUUUUUCAGGAUGUGUUGAGCACUUUCAGUAAAGGGUGGGGCAUAUUCAUUACGAAAAUUCAUUCCUUACCCAAGAGCCUGGUUCUAGUCUGGUGUGUUAAGGGGAUCAGAUGAUGGUGGGGAAGUUGAACCCUCUCCUAUCUGGUGUGUUCAAAGCAUUUAAAAUUAUUUUGAUUUAAGAUGUACUGAAGAUCAUGCAGCAUUUCCAAUUGACUACUCAGCAAAUGUUUAUAAUGAUUUUGAAUACAGCUAACUUUUGGUUAACUAUCUGAGCAGUUUACAGCUGAUCCAUUAAAUUAGCUCACGUGCAAGGCAGCAGGGGCCGAAAAGUGGGUUGUCUGACAAGGACCAAGACUGAAGGCUGAGUCUGUCAAUUCUCCUUUUUCCACACUACAGCGCAUGUAGAAGUAAGUCACUGCUGUUUGCUAGCGCCCUCCAGAUGCUGAAGAAAAUAACUCUAGACAAAGGAGCUGGUAUACUUAAAUUUAUUAAAACAUAACCAGCGUUAUCUAUCACCUAAAACCAGUACAGGUUGAGGUGCAGCUUGUCUUGGCAAGGAUAUCCUCACUCGAAGCUGAAACGAUAGCAGGGAGCCUUGUGCAAAUCAAGGUUAUUAUUGGUUAUGAUCAAGUUGCAGCUAAAGAACAAUCAGAAUUGAAAUAGAUUAUUCCUGUCUGUUUUCUCUCUCCUCAAUCCUCUCUGUGAUGACUGGAGUGUUCAUUGUGAUUACAGAUACAAAUACAAUUGUAUUUAACUCUUCACACCUACCAGCUGAUGAGGUAACGUUUUGCUGAAGUUUCAGCAAAGUCUCCAUCUCUUCUACUAGGACUUCAUUCCUCCUUAAACAUGUUACAAAAAAGGGUAAAAAUGAAUUAAUGUUUCGUCUGUCUUGGAUGUGCAAUGAUCCUUUAUAGCGGGAAGUGUAGCAAUCCUUUAUAGCAGGGCCCUAACCCAUUCACUAAUUGUACUUUUCCUUCCUGUCAAAAUUUAAUUUGCAAUUUGAUCUUGGUGGAAGUGCGCAUUAUUGUUGAACAAAGUUUGCAUUCUUGAAUUUAUAUUAACUAAUGUUUGGCCUAUGGGUCUUUUUAAAGUGAGUUGGAUGGAGAAUUAAACUCUAUGCUCCAUUAUACUCGUACAAUUUUCUAUAUAAUUAGGAUCAAGGAGGGUGUGUUGCCUUUGCUAUUUUCAGAAUUAACAGAAGAAGCUAGAUGCUAGUCAUUAGGAUUUAUGUGUUUUUGUAGUUGACUGAAAGACAGUGGCUCCCAUGACAACUUUAGUAGUGUUUUGCAUUGAAUUUUAGCACAGUACAAUCCUAAUUAAAUAGAGUCCAUUUUGCCAUGAUACCUAGUACUUUGCGAUUUCUGUGCACUCUAAAUUAAAAUAGCAGGCCAAAUUAUAAGCCCUCAUGUUUCUUCCCUACUCAGUCAACCAUUUGUCAAUACAAUUUAUUUGUAAAACGUGGGAACACACUUGGGCCCAUUUCGUACAAGACAUUGGAUUUCCAUAUAUUUCAUUGUCCCUAGGGGCCUUUUGACAGUGCAUUUCCUGCACUCAAUCCAUGGUGUGCGUUACGUUUGGGAGAAUACUUUUGUGCUUUUGAGUUCUAUAUAAUGGGAGUAACUGGACAUACCUUUAUCUGAAGUGACUUGAUAGUACUAUAUAACAUUAUCAUUUACCAAAAUGAAUUAGAAUGUCCUCACCAGAAAGUAAAUUGAGUGUUCCAGAAUGUAUAACCCUGUUUGUACUGUUUUCGCGGAUUAGCAUCUGAGAACUGCCGCCUAUUUAACAUGCCCUCUAUGAACUGUCAUCAAGUUAUGUGCUUUCACACAUGCUCUAAAACAAGAGUACAUCAUGGGUUCUUGAAAAUGCAUUUGAGUAAAAUGAUGUGUUGGGAUAGGGUUACAUGUACAUAGCUGAAUGUACUAAAGUGCAAGUAUUGUGUAUAUAAUGUAAUUAAUAGAGAUCUGUGAAUUGCUUUGCAUCCGUCCUGUGGUAUUGGUGACAUCAUCUGCAGUAAAGUCAUAUUAUAAUAAUAGUUCAUACCAUUUAAGCAGAGUAUUAAUGUUCUAGAUAUUCACUUGUGUAAGAAUUUAAAAAUACUUUUGAGGCAGGUGCCUCAUAGACACAGCAUUCCUUGAGCACUGAACUCCCAAGCAACUGGAAUCUAAAUCUAAACCACCACCGACUUUUCCUUUCCAGAAGGGUUACAUCUGCAGUCUGUUUUGCCUGUGAUAACUGGGCUAACCUGGUAAAAUGAACAGGGUAGGAAUCACGUGGAUAAUCCCUAGGUUGAUGCUAAUACAAUGAGGGAUUUCCUUGGAUUCAGAUUAAGAAUUGUUAGAAUGAGGUAGAGACACCUUUACCUAACAUAUGCAAUGCCUAAAUUGAAGAGCUUGAUACUGUAUCUGGGUGGAAAAGAAAAGUUCAGUUCUACAGUACUGGUAUCUCUCGUCAAUACAAUUAUGUAUAAACACAAUUAAUGCACACUGUGAAUUUAUUGCUGUUUGCUAGUUGCCAUUCUGAACUCUGCUUACAUAAUAUUGUAGAUUGAUUGUUUUCUUAUGAUAUAUAAAAAAAACUUAGUAUUGCACUUUAUUUUAUAGAAGGUGUCUGCCUUUCAUGGUCAAGAAAGAAAUGGGUGAUUUUCAAGUUGGCACUGAUCCAUUGUGAAUUAAAGUGACAUUUCCUGUUCCACAAAAAGAAUGACUCCUUUAUCAUAGUCUGUUCUCUUUUGGCCAGUUUUGAAUUCCCAUUUGGUUUCUGAUGUGUCCCAUUCUAAUCCAUGAAGGGAAUAACCAUAUUACAACCUUCAAAAUGCCCGAGAUUUUUUUUGGAGCAUUUAUUAUCUUAAUAAAGAAGCUAUUAGAAAAGUGUAGGGUUGAACAGACUAAAUUGUGAUCCAACAAAUGCUCAUUAGACAUUUAGUAUUAAGUUCUGAAAACAUCAAUUGCAUAUACAGCACUGUGCUCAUAAUUGGGCAACUCAGUAACAUUUCUUUAUAAUGCUGGCUGUGAUGUAAACUGUUAAUAGGUUCUGCUACACCUUCUAAACAAUAUCUUCACGCAGCUUGCUUUAUGGUUUUGCCUAGCAGACAAGCCAAAAAAACAUUGCCUUAAUAGCAUUCCUUUACUCAAUUAAGACAUUAUGUGGUCCACUAUAUGUCUGCAAUGACAAAUUAGAUACACCUCCCUUUUUCUUGCCUCUUGAUUUAAAUGGUCUAUCAUCAUUGACACAUUGCUUUUUCUAAAACCUAGGUUUUGCAUAUCAUGCACUCAGGAACCCCACCCUUCUGAAUCCAGUCUCUGCCAAAAAACAAUAUUCCAUGUCCCUGAAAUGAAAAGCAUGAAGUUUAUCCAAAUAUGUAUAGAUUUAAAACUGGCCCAUUUAUCUCCAUUUAGAAAGUAAUUAAUGUUGUAUUGUAUCACCACCAUUUCUAAAAAACAGUUUGCUCUAUGAGAGGCUGGCCUGUCAUUGCAGUUGCUUUUUACUCAAUAUUGUGUUAGCAGCAAGUGGCCUCAUCUACCAGCCCUAACCCCUUGGCCUGCCACCUCAGUGUUCAAACUGAAGGAGAGAAUAGAGAGCCAAAUAGCCUAGGAAGGAAUGGGAGGAAAAAAAUAGAUGUUUGAGAACCAAAAAUUUGAUGAGUGUAGCCCAUGUGCAUCAGAACCCUCUUUCAUGGUCAUGAUUUUAAAAUGCUACUAAUCUAUUGGCUGCCAGAGAUUAAUGUGGCUGGAGUUCCAAAAGGUAGAUUAAGAAACUUAUUUAACCUUUUAAUUUAUGAAUGUAUAUAUUAACAAAUUUCAACAACACUACAUUUUUAUAUUGCCACACUUGUCUCUUGGAGCUCCACCCUCCAACAGUUGAAAGCUGUAUUUGGUGAUUAUACUCUCCUGAUCUGAAAGAGCCUCCUGACUGCAGGUUUUUGUUUGUCCAGACAUACCCUUCUCCUCCUCCUCCCCCCACCACCCCCAACCCAAGUCCUUCAGAUGGAUUAUUUAGAUAUUUAGUUUGAUCUGUUAAGAAUGCAUGCUUAGGUGAUGGGAGAAAGCAUAAAUGGGGGAAAAAUAAGUGAUUUAUCAGAAUCACAUUACAGAAGUAUGAAUCCAAACUGACUUAAGCUCAUGUGAGUAGGAGUUAGUGUUCCUACCUUGCACUCCUUUGAUUAAAGGAUAUUAAUAUUAAACCUAAACUAGUUUAGGCUCAUGAAAGAAUCAUGGCUGUGGUUCCUGUAUUUUUAAAGAUUCCCAGAUCACCAUCUCCCUAUCUUUUUGUCUUUCCAUAAUUUUAACUUCAUCCCUUUAGGUCUCUGCUCUGUGUAGAUAAUUUUUCUAAAUGAGCUGGAGUGCAGGCAAACUAUAUGUAGAGACUGCCUUUGUAUUUUUCUUGAGGAAAGGUGAAUUCCUCACCUUUCCCCAGAUCAGCCUAUUUGAUAUUUGCAGCCUCCCCAACCCCAUCCCCAGGUAGGGAGGGAAAGACUCAAAUGAGGUUUUUAAUGACACCUCCGCGACAAUUCCCAAUACCAGUGCUGUUAACCAGUAUGUUUUUUGGGACACCGCAAUGGUAUACCUGGGGCUAGCUAAACUACUCUAAGCCUAGUUCAGAAUGCGAUGGCAAUGCUGUUUGAGGGCUUUGCUUGUGAGUAGUUGAGGUGGAGCUACAAAAGGAUAGUGUAUUCAAAGAUCAAGGGAUGUCUAACAAGGGAUAACUGGAUUUCCAUUUUGUAGGAAAACGUUUUGUCAAAAAAAACACACAGAAAAAGCUACUGAGAUUAAAGGACAUUUUAAAAACGCGCUAUGCAAUUCUGCACGUUUAAAUUUCUGUCCAAAUAUUGCAUAGUUUGUAAAUUCUUCCUAUCAUGUAAAAUAAUAUAUUUUGUCAGUUUAAAAGAAAAUCAGCAUCCCCUGUCAGUCACACUGAAAUGUAGUUUAGAAACUAUUUUACUGACCAAGUAACAGCAUGCAAAUUAUGUUUACAAGUGUUUUUUUCAAAAUACCACAAAAGUCUAACUCUGUAUCCUGUACCAUAGCACCACUGGUCAUUAUGUGGAAAAUAUAAAUUCAAUAUUUCCCCUUCUUCCCCCAAAGUGUUAUUUACUGUGCAUGUAUAUUUGUGUAUAUAUCAUAUAAUAGUAUAUAACAUAUAUUAUAUACUGUGUCAGCUGUGUGCCGUGUAUUGCCAUUCACUUUGUAACUCGACUCUUGAAGGAAUUGUCAGUUUAGGCCAACAAAACCGAGUGAGGUGCCUAGUGGAAUGAUUUUAAUGCUAUAUUCAAAAACGUGUGCAAUGAGUCUGGUACAGUGGAACUUAAUUAUAAAUUCUUCAUUAUUGCAGUUGUAGCAGUCAUACUUGCAUCUCUUAGUGCAGUAGACAGUGGAUAUGGUUUGGUGUACCUAAAACAGCUUGGAAUUGGAACUGUGUAGUGCUUUAGGGACAACCUGGGAAAUUAGUUCUCAUGAAUGGCAAUGCCUCCUAUCACUGUUGCAGCAAUAUCAGCUUCUGAAUCUGUCAAAGUUCAUUACUAUUUUGUGAAUUUUCACAAAUUGAUUGAUAGGUUGUGGCUUGUGUUUGCCACAGUAUCUGGGCUGUGUUAGCAGAGCUUUAGAGGAGCGGGGUGAUGCAUUGCUACGUCAGCAAGCUGCAUACAAGAGGAACCAUUGGGAGAACUACUGGUUAAUUCUCAGAUCACAUUUUUUAAUUCCCAAGAUAGACUAUUUUGCAUAGCGCCUUGACCAUCAGAAGUGGCAAGAGGAGCGGUUGGUACACCUACCAUGAACCUGCAUGGAAUUUACCAUGAACUAUGAUUAAAAAGCUCAGGAAUUUCCCCAGGUACAGGAGGAUCACCUAAAACAGUGCACUGGAUCCCUGUCAAUUGUGUACUUGCAAUGUGGACUUGGAUAUGGAGGUGCCAUGCAUUGCUUCCCUCGUACAUGCUGUUCAAUAUGCACAUGCUUCUCCUUCCUCUAUAUCUAGUCGCAGUAAGACUUGUGCCUGCUUGACCUACUUAUAAUGCAGUGUCUAUGUGCAAAUCCAGUCCAAAGUGCACGAGAGAUCUUUUCAUGUUGGACAGAAACCCAAGCUGCUGUCUAAUUCCCUGGCAGAGGUAAAGGUGGAGCAAAUAGUCUUGGCAUCAGAGUGUGCAAUUUCUUUUUGGUUGGGGAUGAGAGAAAUUGCCACCCACUGGUACAUGACUUGCUCCCAGUGCCCCCUUUUUUUUUUUAAACAGCUGUGUUGAUCGGCUCACAGUUACAAGUGAAAAGAAGGAUAGAACCCACAGCACAAAACUGACCUGAGUGCAUCUGUAACAGUCUUGCUCCGAGGUACCCCAAAGUAUGAGAAGUGAAAGUAGUUUCGGAAAAUUCUUUGCUUGGAUUACACUGAAGUGAUCUAAAGGAAGCUUUCAUUCCUUGCCCUAAAGGGAUGGGUUGGUUCUGCCACACCAUUGCUUCUCUCAGAACAGUCAGAGAUCCAAACCCUUCCACCAUUUCGCCAAGUGAGGUGGUGAGUCACAAAAUCUAAACUGGACAAGGAGUUAGCAAGUUCUCCAAAUUCACAUUUCUUUUGUUUAGUACUGGGCAAAAAACUCUGAAACAAACCCAGAUCAAAGUUUGAUUUUUGGCUGUAUCAUGGCAAAUGAGCCAGAUUUUGGUUUAUAUGCCAGUUGCAGUCUACACUAAAACCUGUGCUGGUGAGUGUGGUAAUGCAGAACUCUUUGUCCGAGUUCUGUUGCCACCCAUGCCAGAUAACACUCAUAAUUCCAAUGAUACGUGGCAUUCAUAGCUUUGAAUUGUAUAUGCACAUAGUUCUAACUAAUGGACCACAGUCAUAUUGGAUGUAGGUAGCAUGAAUCAGCUGUUAUGUGCGAGCCAGUUGUUUUAGUGCAAUACUGCUAUCACUGUUGCUUUUCUCAUUUUGUUCCAACAGGAUUUUAAAACUAGCAGAUCUCCUCUGGAGCUGCUCAUGAAAAGUCUUUGCUCCAGAUCAUAGUUAAAAUGAUAAACUACUAAUCUGCUCUAUCCCUUUUAAAACUGUUGCUAAAUGCAAGCAAUUUAUAGUUGCUUAGAAUACCUUAAGUCAAUCAAAGCUGCUUGUAAAUUUCAGGCUUGCAGUUAGUAACUGACUUUCACUAUAUUUUUUAUACAAAGAUUGUUUUGCAUCUGUAACCAUUUUGGUGUGGGAUGAAUAUGUGCUGGACAUGAGACUUUUCAUAUAAUGAAUGAGCUUCUUACCAAAAGGAGGUAAAAUAUGCCCAACCUUUUUGAUCAAAUUUCUAGGAAAUUCAAUGAGGGAAAUCUUAAAAGUGUCUCUGUCACAAUCAAAUGAUUUUGUGUGCCUGAUUUCCUGUUUUAACACUCACCCAAUACUGUUUUGCCAUCUUGUGGAACUUGCACAAUAUGAUGUUCAAUAAAUAGCAAAAAUUGUAAAAA